Messenger RNA from Alternaria burnsii, 2829 nucleotides. RefSeq names its product histidine kinase hhk8p. The record is from RefSeq and is a predicted model, not a curated record. NCBI's taxonomy places the organism in Eukaryota, Fungi, Ascomycota, Dothideomycetes, Pleosporales, Pleosporaceae. Bases 1 to 2829 code for a protein of 942 amino acids. Gene Ontology annotation, biological process: phosphorylation; isoprenoid biosynthetic process; phosphorelay signal transduction system. The transcript is spliced from 8 exons. Gene Ontology annotation, molecular function: phosphorelay sensor kinase activity; protein binding.
AUGCCGUCGGCCGAGUGUGCCAGCGCACGCCUGCUGGACCUGGAGGAGCUGGAGUCUGAUCCAGCACCACUUUUCGUCAUCAGAGCGGGAGAGAUAACUCUAGGGUUUGAAUUUCUCUUCUGCAACGAAGCUUUCCGAAAACUCCAUCUCUGCAAUUCCAUAUUGGCCCAGGACAGAGCAGCGCUCCUCUUCCGCUCAUGGGCGCAGGCUUUGGGUGAAUACAAGCCGCGAUAUGACUUUGGCGAUUUAGUCUGGACUGCCGAAAUAUCGGGGCGGAAUGGCCGUUGGAAAGUGGUAAAGGCAAGAGAGUUGGAUACAGAUCAGCAGGAUUCAGCCUCGUUAGGGAAAGAAGCGAACGACAACGAUGACCUCAGUAUGGGUCGGAUACCAGUUUUCACAAGAUCAAAAGCGCAGUUGAUGAGUGAACUCAAGCGCGAAAGAGCAAUCUCACUCAGGAACAUUCCAUACACAAGCCUUUCUGCCAGAUGGGAAAGUAUCCAGACCAUGAUGGAGAUGAGCGAUGUUGGCGUUUUUGAGUAUAACGCAGAGGGAAAACUAUUACAUGCAAAUGAGGCAUGGUAUAGACUCAGUUCCCAACCCAGAGACGCCAAACCCGACGAGUACGCAUUCAUGGAUCUUGUCUAUCCAGAUGACCAAGCACUAGUAAUGUCCAUGUGGAAUACGCUCACCCAAGGGAAAUCUGUUACUUUUGAGAUGCGUUGGAAGGCACGCUCAGGGUCGAAAGACGCUGCGCAAUGGGUACUCUCAGCUUGUGUCCCAGUGUUUGAUGACGAUAAGCAACUGAUCGGUAUUGCCGGCAAUACAAUAGACAUUAACGCACAGAAGAAGUCACAAGAAGCUGCACAAGCGCAGGUGGAAGCACUAGAACAAGCGCGGCUUGCAGAAAGGAAGUUUGCACGAUUUGCUCAGACCUCACCUACAGCGAUAUACAUAUACGUCCCUGAGAGUGGCAUGAAUUUUGUCAACGACCAGUUCUUCGAACUUACAGGCCACGCACAUGCACCUGUCAACCAAUACGAGUGGUUCGAUCUAAUCUCCAACGAGGAUGUGGAGAGAGUAAAGCAGGAUUGGGACGGCAUGCUCAAAUGCGGUAAAUCGAGUGGAGUGCAAUUCCGUUUAAAGAAAACAUGGAUCAACCAAGACGGCAUACGGUCAAAUAUAUGGGUACAAAGUUCGAGUUACCCAGAGCUGGACGAGAAUGGAAAAGUGAUAAGCAUAAUGGGAACUUUGUUCGACAUAUCACAUUUCAAAUGGGCGGAGAGUGUACAGCGGCGUCGCAUAGAUGAGGCGUUGGAGGCCAAACGACAGCAAGAAAACUUCAUUGAUAUGACCUCGCACGAACUCAGGAAUCCACUGUCAGCGGUGAUACAAUGCGCUGACUCAGUCAUCGCUUCGCUCCAACAACUAUCCGGACGCCAAUUUGCAACAUCAAAACAACCGUCCGACAUAUCCAAGGCAGAGGCGGAAGUUCAGAGCUGCAUUGAAUCACUACUAAUCAUCGUCUCGUGUUCGAUGCAUCAGAAACGCGUUAUUGACGACGUACUUACAUUGUCUAAACUUGAUUCUAACUUGAUCUUAAUCACGCCGAUGCGUGUUCAGCCCGCGGUCGUGGUGUCAGACGCGGUCAGAAUGUUCGAAGUCGAGUGUAAUCAGUCGGGCAUCGAGCUUACUUUCCGCGUUGAUGAAACGUUCAGUGGAAUGGAAUGGAUAAUGCUCGACCCGUCACGUUUAUUACAGGUUCUCAUAAACCUACUCACCAACGCUAUCAAAUUCACUAAAGAUCGCCCGCAAAAGGCGAUCACCGUCACUAUCGGUGGUUCCUGGAGCCGUCCACCAAAAUGUUGGAAUGAAGUAACCUUCACCGACGACGAAAAGCCCGAGACCGAUAUUACGGAGAAGGCGGAAUGGGGCGAAGGCAGAAUAGCAUUUUUGUGGCUCAAGGUCAAGGACACGGGCUGCGGCAUGACCAUGGAUGAGCAAAAGAAACUCUUCUCCCGGUUUUCUCAAGCUACGCCUCGUACACACGUCAAAUAUGGUGGUUCUGGCCUGGGCCUUUUCAUUUCCAAGUCUCUCACCAAAUUACAAGGAGGAGCCAUCGGAGUUCACUCCGAGAAGGAAGAAGGAUCGACAUUCGCGUUCUUCAUCAGCACCCGCCUCGCGCAUCCACCAGCUGACCAUGUUGCCGCUCGCGCGGUACAGGCGCGGCCUGUUCCUCGUAGAACGAUGACAGGUGAGGAGGCUAUGCAGACGAUCAAACUCAACGUCCUUAUCGUAGAGGAUAACCUCGUCAACCAAAAAGUGCUUAGAAAACAACUGCAAAAGUUUGGUUGGAACAUCAGCGUAGCUGGGAACGGUCAAGAGGCGCUAGAAUGGUUAAAGGACAGUGUCUAUUGGCGGAACGAGAAAGACAGCUCUAACACUGAAGACAAACACGAACUCGACAUCAUUCUCAUGGACAUUGAAAUGCCCAUCAUGGAUGGCCUUACCUGCGCCCGCUUCAUCCGCGAUUACGAACACCAAGGCCUCCUCGCGGCUCCGUCGGCUCCGCAUUCCACAUCAUCUACUCAAGCUCAGCACAGGAAAAUCUUGUCUGCCUCUUCCGCCUCCCACGAGCGGGCUGAAAAACAAUCCCUACGCCUUCCUAUUCUAGCUGUCAGCGCGAAUGCGCGCAUGGAACAGAUUGAACAAUCGCUGGCAUCAGGCAUGGAUGAUGCCAUUUCGAAACCAUUCCGCAUACCGGAACUGUGGCCCAAGAUCAGAGGGUUAGUGAAGAGAGUUUCGGACGCUGAUACGAGGACCAAGUCGUAG